Messenger RNA from Anthostomella pinea, 390 nucleotides. NCBI's taxonomy places the organism in Eukaryota, Fungi, Ascomycota, Sordariomycetes, Xylariales, Xylariaceae. The record is from the annotation of a GenBank genome assembly.
AUGACUACCAACACCCAAGACCGUGUCGCCUCCGAGCACGAUGGCUUCUGCGACUUCUGCCAGAAGUACUACGCGAGCUGCGCCGUGGUGAGAGACCACAAGAGCCAGAUCCACGUCGGCCUCCAGUGUCACUGGGGAAGCUGUGCCAUCACGACCACUACCGAGGCCGAGAUGCGAGACCACGUCAUACAACACAACAAUGAUGCUGCUAAAGCGCCGGGGGAAGAACUACCGUUCACGCACUUCCCGGGCUGCCGUUGCGGCGGUGACAGUCAGGUGAAGGCCUACAGACUGAAACGCCAUCUCAUGCGCCAGCAGUACCACUUGAAGCUACGGGCGGAGAAGGCUGCCAGUCGCCAAGAAGUCGGUAAUGGAGAAGACGGCGAGUAA